This is a messenger RNA of Aegilops tauschii subsp. strangulata, 1463 nucleotides long. The record is from RefSeq and is a predicted model, not a curated record. NCBI's taxonomy places the organism in Eukaryota, Viridiplantae, Streptophyta, Magnoliopsida, Poales, Poaceae.
AUGGCUUUUUUCGGCGUUCCUGUCGUGGCGGUCCUGCUUCUUGGCCUGGCCGCGGCGGCGUCGGCACAGCUGUCGGCAACGUUCUACGACGCAUCCUGCCCGAGCGCGCUCGCGACGAUCAAGAGCGGCGUUGAGGCAAGGCGAGGCUACGACAACAACAGGCGUGACGGCGGCGGUGAGCAAGGAGCCCCGUAUGGGGGCCUCCCUGUUGAGGCUUCACUUCCACGACUGCUUCGUCCAAACGCGUUCCCCAACGUCAACUCCAUCAGGGGACUCGACGUCAUCGACGGGAUCAAGGCGCAGGUCGAGGCCAUCUGCGCACAGACCGUCUCCUGUGCCGACAUCCUCGCCGUCGCCGCCCGGGACUCCAUCGUCGCCCUAGGAGGGGCGUCGUAUACGGUUCCGUUGGGGAGAAGGGACUCCACCAGCGCGAGCCUCUCAGAGGCAAACAGGGACCUCCCUCCGCCAACCUCCGACCUCGCUGAUCUCGUCGGCAACUUCUCCAGGAAAGGGCUCAGCGUAACCGACAUGGUUGCACUGUCAGGAGCCCACACGAUCGGGCAGGCGGCAUGCACCAACUUCAGGAGCCGGGUCUACGGCGAGACCAACAUCAACGCGGCGUACGCGGCGUCGCUACAGGGUAACUGCCCGCAGUCCGGCGGCGACGGUAACCUCACACCGCUCGAAGUGUCCACCCCAAAUGCCUUGAACAACGCCUACUACGGCAACCUGGUCUCGCAGCGCGGCCUCCUCCACUCCGACCAGCAGCUCCUCAACGGCGGCUCCACCGACGCUCUCGUUCGCACCUACGCGUCCAGCGCCGCGCAGUUCAGCGCCGACUUCUCCUCGGCCAUGGUGAACAUGGGCAACAUAGGCGUGCUCACGGGCGCGCAGGGGCAGGUUAGGCUAAACUGCGCCAAGGUGAACUGAGCGAAAUAAGCCCCCAGAGCCUGUUUCCCCUAUAAAACAACGAAUGAAAGAAGCAUGGGCCAUCGGCAGUUGCAAAGCUGGGCCUCCAGGGUCGGUAACUUUGCCGGAGUCCACUAAGAUAUCGCAUUUCUUGGAAUUUCUUGAAGGAAUUUAUUCUCUUUUUAUUGCGGGGAGUUGAAGGGAUUUAUUCAUUUCCCUUCUGGUUUAUAUAUCACGUAUGGUAUGGUUGUGCUUACUAGCAGAAAUUUACCAAUCCAUAUUUCCUGUAGAAAUCUAAAUGGGUUGCUUAUAAUGCUUAUGAGGAACUCCUGUAUGAAAUGUUUUUUUUUGCGGGGGCUUGUAUCUCUACUCCUAUAAAAGACAUGAUGGUGUGUCUGCCAUCUAUCAUUUUUUACCAUUAGAUCUGCAUCUAACGACUGUGAGGUAAUUUUUGCCCUUUUUGCAAUAAUAGCCCACUUCUCUGCUCUAAUUUACAGAAAACCCCUUAGUAUCUUGAAACCAACCACAUCCCUCCCUCACCUCAUCAAAACAGA